AUGUGACCUCUGACGUCUUGGCGUACUGUAACGACGGCAGCCAAUGAGACUUCCACGGCGGCUUCCUCGCAUCCGCCUAGAGGAAGUCUGACGCUGUCGGGCAGCUUUUCACGGGCGCUAUCUUGUCGUCUGCUGCUGGUAAACACACAGAGGAAUUCGAGGCUAUGAACGUGUACUCUGUAACCCUCAGCGGCCCAGCGCCAUGGGGCUUCAGGCUGCAGGGUGGGAAAGACUUCAGCAUGCCCCUCACUGUGUCAAGGCUGACCCCAGGCGGGAAGGCAGCUCAGGCUGGUGUCGGGGUCGGAGACUCUGUCGUCUCUAUUGAUGACCUCAAUGCCGAGGACUUGACCCAUGUGGAGGCCCAAAACAAGAUCAGAGCAGCAUCCAAUUCACUCACUCUCACUCUCAACAGAAAUGUUAAAGUCGACAGCGAGCAGAAGGACCCACGCGCCAAGGCUAGCGUACUGCCAACGUACUCCUUUGCCCCGAGCACCACCAUUAACAAGAUGGCGAGGCCUUUCUCAGCAGGGGGCGCUAGCGCAGGACCUGUCAUAAAGCCCGUGGCCUACUCACCUAAACUUAAUACGCCUCGCUCUCAGGGCCGCGCCGGUGUGCUGCAACCACAGAACGGCGUUGAGCCAACUCCAUCACCUGCCAAACCCCAGACAGCCAAUAAACCAGAUGGAUCCAAGACGGCAUCAGCGGCCGCGGGCGUCUCUGCUCCUUCCUCGCGACCUCCGUGGGUCACCGACCCUAAUUUCGCCGAUCGUUUUCGUCCGGACAAAACGAGCACGGUGGUGACGCACCACCAGCAGCCAGUUCAGCCCACGCCGAUGGAGAACCGCAGCUCCAUCCUGCAGGCGGCGCAGCAGGCGCCCCAAAACAGCGAGAGGACCCCGGUGUGCGGCGCCUGCAACAAAAUCAUCAGGGGUCGCUACCUAGUUGCAUUGGGACGCUCAUGGCACCCCGAGGAGUUCACGUGUUCACAGUGCAAGGUUGUCCUGGAGGAGGGGGGCUUCUUUGAGGAGAGAGGUGCCGUCUUCUGUACUAAGUGCCACGAUAACCGCUACGCACCCAACUGUGCAAAGUGCAAAAAGAAGAUCACUGGGGAAAUCAUGCAUGCCCUGAAGAUGACCUACCACGUUCAGUGUUUUAAGUGUGCAGCCUGCAAGACUCCUGUCAGGAAUCAAGCCUUUUACAUGGAGGAGGGAGAGCCUUACUGCGAGAGAGAUUACGAGAAAAUGUUUGGUACCAAAUGUCACGGCUGCGACUUUAAGAUCGACGCCGGGGAUCGCUUCCUGGAGGCGCUGGGCUACAGCUGGCACGAUACGUGCUUCGUCUGUGCUCUGUGCCAGAUCAACCUGGAGGGGAAGACGUUCUACUCCAAGAAGGACAAGCCCUUGUGCAAAGGCCACGCCUUUGCCCCAGUGUGAGUUGCCCACGUCCGAAAACUUUGUCUCCGUUCAUUCGGAUGUCAGAAGCUUCGCUACUGCCCCUCGUACCAAAUAGCCAGCGUGUCACUCAAACGGAUCGGGUCGACACGUUCAACCACACCAUUACAUUGUUUACCUUCAGUUCAAUGACAGUGGAAAACAUUUGGACUCAUUUUAAUUUACAGAAAUGUUUUUGGAACUUUGUUUUAGAAUUGGUGCAGAUGUAUGGAAAUCUGUAACCUGUAAGUGUUAUUUAACCCUUUUUUAACUGCAUUACAGACAAAAAAAAAUAACAAUUUUGUUUUUUUUUUCCAUAGAUGACAAGAUGUUUUUAAAAACCUGUAUUUUAUGUCCCCAAAGAUAGUACAAUUUAUAACAAAAGCAAAUGUCGCUCUCAACCUGCAGUUACUUUUUGUUUAAAUUUAGACUUUUGCUGAAUGUUUUUAUAUUGCUUCAGAAAAUCUCUUUUUUUUAAGUUACUGCUGGAUUGAUUCAAUAAACAUCUUUCUUGUGAUGUUGCAACA
Messenger RNA from Syngnathus typhle (broad-nosed pipefish), 1957 nucleotides. RefSeq names its product PDZ and LIM domain 7 (gene pdlim7). Gene Ontology annotation, cellular component: adherens junction; Z disc; filamentous actin. The transcript has 11 exons. NCBI's taxonomy places the organism in Eukaryota, Metazoa, Chordata, Actinopteri, Syngnathiformes, Syngnathidae. Bases 165 to 1433 code for a protein of 422 amino acids. Gene Ontology annotation, biological process: muscle structure development; actin cytoskeleton organization; heart development. Gene Ontology annotation, molecular function: muscle alpha-actinin binding; actin binding. The record is from RefSeq and is a predicted model, not a curated record.